UUAACGAGUUUUUUCUCGUAAUUUAACAACUUUAAUCUCGAGAUGGUUUUAUUUUUUAUUAUUGCUUGGCCCUAAUCCUCUUCCGUACAUGUCAGAUUUGUUUGUGCUGUUUGAUUAAAUUUAAUCUCAAAGUGAAACACUGUUGAAAGUGGUUUGGACUGAGCACAAAAACACACUUGUAGCCAAUCAGCAAAUCAGCAGUUUUUUUUCUGUUUCUUGUUUCUUUUUUUCCUCAUGGCUCUACCCGCCUGAGCGAGCGGUCCAAGGCACGCGUUCCAGUGGGAGGUCCAACGGAGGACUUCGCCACAUACGUGGAGUGGGUGCUGGUGAACAACAACUCCCCGUUCACCAUCUGCCCAGCUGAGGAUGACACCAGCAACACUCCACAUCCAGAGACCAGCCACCCGCCACCGGCUACGUGCAUGAUGGAGAAACGAGAACCCAACGCAGACCGUGGAGAUCAACCUGCCAGGACGAACGAGACCGAACCUGAGGAGAGGACGGAAGGAGUCUUCGCCCCGGGGUGUGAACCGCUAGGUGUGUCUGACCAGACUGAUUUAUUUGUGCUACACCUCUACCUCACUCAGAGGAGAAAGAGUGCACCAGGACAACUUUCAGUUGAAAAUGCCACAAGGGCUUUCAUACAAUCAGCCCCAUGUACUGGGCCCAGAUGGCAAAGGUGUUCCCUUGUCACCAUGGUUAGCCCCAAUCAUAUGGGAAGGAACAUUUGAUCCCACAUUGAUUGAUUCGAUCUACAAACAACAAAACUUGACCAUAGCAACUACAGUCUUCGCUCUUGGAAAAUACACACGGUUUCUUAAAGAUUUUCUGGAGUCUGCAGAGCAGAAUUACUUUGUUGGAUUUCAUGUGCAUUAUUAUAUAUUCACUGAUGAACCAGAACAGGUUCCUGCAGUGGAACUGGGUGAAGGCCAUCAUCUGACUGUGAUAAAAGUCCCUAGUUCUAACAGAUGGCAGGAGAUCAGUUUGAGCAGGAUGAAAAGACUGGAGAAACUGAUCGAGAGUCGACUGGUCAAUGAAGCCGACUAUGUUUUCAGCCUUGAUGUGGACUCAAAGUUCUAUGGUCGUUGGGGAGUAGAGACUUUGGGUCGCCUAGUAGGUGUGAUACAUGCAUGGUUUUAUGGUUCCUCUCGUGAACAAUUCACAUAUGAACGCAGGCCAGAGUCUCAAGCAUUCAUUCCUUACUCUGAGGGUGAUUAUUAUUAUGGUGGAGCUGUGAUCGGUGGCUUAGUGAAAGAUGUAUAUCAGCUUGCUAAAACCUGCCGGGAGCAGCUGGAGAUUGAUGCAUCUAAAUCCAUUGAGGCGGUAUGGCAGGAGGAGUCUCAUUUGAACAAGUACUUCCUUUAUAACAAACCCAGUAAAUUGCUUUCACCCGAGUAUCUGUGGGAUGACAGUAAAUCUAAACCAGGAGAGAUCAAAGUCAUUCGAUUCUCUCAAGUUCUUAAAAACUAUGCUGAAAUUCGUCCAAACCCUUAGCAGCUGAUACCAGAAACAUGGAUAUUAUUUGUAUUUUAUUUGAACAAAUAUUCAGUCGUUUUUGUCUUAGUUUCAUUUUCAUGGACUUUUAGUUUGUUUUCCUUCAGUCACAUGUUUCCCACCUGAGCUUGUCAGUUUACGUUUAAAAAGUUGUUAAGCGUUAGCUUAUUACGUUUACGUUGAAAUUUUAUAAAUUAAAUUUUUACAUUUUUCAUAAUCUAUAGUCUAUAAAUGUUAGUAUCCCCAGUAUACGUCACCAGUUCAGGGGUAUACAUUAAUUGAAAAAAGAAUGCUUGUUUGGCAAUGCGUAUUAAACAUUAUAGCCACAUUUUUAAAACAUUUAUUCUUUGUAAAAUUCUGUUGAACAAUGAGUGUAAUGACUUUAUGAAUAUAUUAGUGUACUGUAUCAUAUUUAAUAUGCAAAUUUCUAGGGCCUAUAUAUUAUCAGUAUGACCAAAACUUUACUGAAAAACUUGUACAUAAUCUACUUCAUGCCUUCUAUUAAGGAAGUAUAUUUAUAGCAAUAUUCAAAUGAAAUGUAAUAUGCAAAAUGGCAAUGCAAUAU
Messenger RNA from Megalobrama amblycephala (Wuchang bream), 2059 nucleotides. Its product is annotated as globoside alpha-1,3-N-acetylgalactosaminyltransferase 1-like. The coding region runs from base 625 to 1494 and encodes 289 amino acids. Gene Ontology annotation, cellular component: membrane; Golgi apparatus; vesicle. The record is from RefSeq and is a predicted model, not a curated record. The transcript has 6 exons. Lineage: Eukaryota; Metazoa; Chordata; Actinopteri; Cypriniformes; Xenocyprididae. Gene Ontology annotation, biological process: carbohydrate metabolic process. Gene Ontology annotation, molecular function: hexosyltransferase activity.